AUGAAAACCCUGGCUAACUCGAUGGUCUCUCGCGCACCUCCCAUGUUCUGGGUCAUCCCCAGUCUCAAAUCCGAUCAGAUCUCUGACAGCAAAGAAGUGAAGCGCUGGAUCGAUAACUACUUGGGGGUUGGCGAGUGGGUCAUGGACUCCUCGGUGGCGGUGAUGGGCUCUUCGGGCUGGUUCGAGCGCCGGCGCUGA
Messenger RNA from Penicillium diatomitis, 198 nucleotides. Its product is annotated as DUF1748 domain-containing protein. The coding region runs from base 1 to 198 and encodes 65 amino acids. The transcript has 2 exons. Lineage: Eukaryota; Fungi; Ascomycota; Eurotiomycetes; Eurotiales; Aspergillaceae. The record is from RefSeq and is a predicted model, not a curated record. Gene Ontology annotation, cellular component: cytoplasm.